AUGCCGAAGAAUAAAGGAAAAGGUGGUAAAAAUAGGAGGAGGGGAAAGAAUGAAAAUGAAACUGAAAAGCGUGAGUUAGUCUUCAAGGAAGACGGACAGGAGUACGCCCAAGUCACAAAGAUGCUCGGUAAUGGCCGCUUAGAGGCCAUGUGCUUUGACGGCAUAAAACGUCUUUGCCACAUCAGAGGAAAGUUAAGAAAAAAAGUUUGGAUAAAUCAAGGUGACAUCAUACUCAUUGGUUUACGAGAUUAUCAGGAUGCCAAAGCUGAUGUCAUCUUAAAAUAUACGCCUGACGAAGCAAGGAACCUGAAGACUUAUGGAGAGUUCCCUGAAACCGUACGCAUCAAUGAGACUGUUGUUUAUUCUGUCGAUGGCCUGGAUGAAGACAUUGAAUUUGGUGAUGAAGUUAGCUCAGAAGAUGAAGCUGACACUGUUGAUAAUAUA
Messenger RNA from Brenthis ino (lesser marbled fritillary), 444 nucleotides. The record is from the annotation of a GenBank genome assembly. Lineage: Eukaryota; Metazoa; Arthropoda; Insecta; Lepidoptera; Nymphalidae.